This is a messenger RNA of Gracilinanus agilis (Agile Gracile Mouse Opossum), 573 nucleotides long. Its product is annotated as lanC-like protein 3. The transcript has a single exon. Gene Ontology annotation, cellular component: plasma membrane. Gene Ontology annotation, biological process: carbohydrate metabolic process; peptide modification. The annotation marks the transcript as partial. Lineage: Eukaryota; Metazoa; Chordata; Mammalia; Didelphimorphia; Didelphidae. The record is from RefSeq and is a predicted model, not a curated record.
AUGGAGAGCAAACGCUGCUUCGCCAACCGCUUCGAUGACUACCAGGGCAGCCUGCUAGCUGGGCAGUGCAAGGAGGCGGUGGCGCCCUUGGUCACGGCCACCAUCGACCGCAUCCUGAAGGAGCUACCUCAGCUGGGGGGCCGAGGGGAAUCUAAGGGGGCGGCAGCCCGAGAGAGCUGCUGCCAAGGGGGUCUGUACAGCGGGGUGGCCGGAGUGGCCUACAUGCUGUACCACGUCUCCCAGUGCCCUCUUUUCGCCCCGUCCCGGGAGAGCUAUCUGCGUUCGGCCAAGAGGCUCAUCGACGCCUGCACCCGCGCCGAGGAGUGGGGAGAGCCGGACGCGGACACCCGGGCUGCCUUCUUGCUUGGGGGCGCCGGGGUCUACGCCGUAGCAGCUUUAGUUUACCACGCCCUGGGCCGGCCUGACUAUGUGCAGCCGCUGGGCAAGUUCCAAGAGCUGUGUGCCAUCUGCGCCCCGGUCUCCUUCCUGGAGUGCGGUUCCGACGAGCUGUUCGUUGGCCGAGCCGGCUACCUGUGCGCUGCCCUGGUGCUCAAGCAGAAACUCUCCUUGGAG